Molecule: messenger RNA, 2244 nt
Organism: Serinus canaria (Common canary)
Lineage: Eukaryota; Metazoa; Chordata; Aves; Passeriformes; Fringillidae
Gene: DNAI4
Product: dynein axonemal intermediate chain 4
Exons: 17
Coding region: 82-2244 (720 amino acids)
Biological process (GO): cilium movement
Cellular component (GO): axonemal dynein complex
Molecular function (GO): dynein light chain binding; dynein heavy chain binding
Source: RefSeq, a predicted model, not a curated record
GACCAAUCGGCGGCGCCCUUGCUGGCGGCCAAUCGUCGCGCCGCGUCUUGGGUGGCGUUGUCACGGUAACGGCGCGACGCCAUGCAAGGGCCGCGGCCUCCGCGGGCAUGGCCAGGAGGCAGCAGGGCCCCGAGCUCCCGCAGAACUUCCACGGCUUCCUUGGCUUCCCUGGGAAAAGCCCCCCGGAGCGGGGCCCACGUGGGCAGCCAGGGAGCCCUGCAGGUUUUUGAUGAGGAAGGGAAGAAUGUAACACCCCAACCCCUCUUCCAUCCAGACCCAAAUGCUGCCAGGCAAGAAAAGACACAUGGAAGCAGCACAUCCCCAAGCAAGGCUGCCUUGGAUGAGACAGAGCCUGCAGAGGGCCCAGCCCUGAGCUGGUCUGCAGGGCAGCAGCAGCAGCAGGAGGAGGAGGAGGAGGCAGCCCUGAGCGAGGCAGAGCUGGAGCAGAGGGUGGAGGUGCUGCUGGCUGAGACGGACACGCUCUGGAUGCUGCACCUGCCCCCGGCCCUGCUCUCCACCGAGGCACAGGAGGCUCCCCGGGUGCUGGAGAGGAAUAAGAUUUAUGCAGAGAUUUGUGAGGCUAAAAUUGGCAGUGAGUACUUUGAAGAAAAAAUCGUGCAGACCAUCUCUGGAGCUGCCAAGACCAAGGAGGUGCAAUGUGAGACCAUCAACGUGGCAGAGAAAGGGACGAUGGUGACUCCCUGGGAUCUGGGAGAUUCACUGGAUGCCUCAGGAACAGAACCUGCAGAGGCAGAACCACCUGAAAGUCCAGCAGGGAAAAGCAGCAAAUCUCCCACAGCAGAAGAGCAGGGGGAGGCUGGGGCUGUCCCUUCUGCCACAGAGAGUGCUGCUCCUGCCAGCAGCCCCGAGGAGCAGGAAUGCCACUCAGGAGCAAUCCUAACUUCAGCAAAGCUGCAGCAGGAUUUAGUUGUCAUGGAGAGGAUUCUCAUGGAGAACAUUUUCCAGCCCAAGCUCGCAGUCUAUCGGCAGAUUCCUGUGCUCAUAGAACCUGUUGUUACCUCAGACACCGAGGAGGAAGGAGAUGAAGAGGAUGAUGAUGAGGAGGAGGAGGAAGCAGCAGAGGCAGCUGAAAGCCCAGCAGAGGGGGCAGGCCCCAGGCUGGAGCUGCUGUGGUCAUACGGGUGUGAUUUAACCAGGGGGCACAGCGUGAGCAGCAUGGCUUGGAACAAAGCCAACCCUGAUCUCUUAGCAGUUGGUUACAGGGAGUUUCUGUCCCGGGAUCAGAGGAAAGGCCUGGCUUGCUGCUGGUCACUGAAGAACCCCAUGUGGCCCGAGCGCAUUUUCCGCUGUGAGCACGGUGUCACCGCCGUGGAUUUCUCCCUGGCCCGGCCCCACCUGCUGGCAGUGGGGACAGCCAGUGGCCGUGUGGCCAUCUACGACGUGCGCAGCCGCCAGGACAGCGCCCUGCUGGACAGCAGUGCAUCCCUAAAUAAACACAAAGGUCCUGUGUGGCAGCUGAGGUGGGUGGAACAGAACAGAGGUGCAGCAGCAGGUGACAAAGAAGAGAGACUGAUGUGCAUCUCGGGAGAUGGGCGAGUGACCCAGUGGUUCAUUCAGCAAAGGCUGGAUUGCUCUGAUGUGAUGCAAAUCAAGCGAACAGAAAGUGAGAAGAAGAAAUUACCAGGUGAGAGAGAAAGGAAAAGUGAAGGUCCCAUAUCACAGCAGGCAGCUGGAAUGUGCUUUGACUUCCAUCCAGAGGAUGCUGAUAUUUUUCUUGCUGGAACAGAAGAGGGACACAUUUACUGCUGCUCUUGCUCAGGCAAGGAGCAGAUUCUGGGCACAUACAGAGGCCAUGAGGGCCCUGUGUACAAAGUUGCCUGGAAUCCCACCAGCACAAACAUGUUCCUCAGCUGCUCUGCAGACUGGAGCAUCCUUUUGUGGCACAGGGAUUCCCACAGCCCCCUUUUAACCUUCACUUCUGUCACAGCUUUUGUUCACGACAUCAAGUGGACUCCACGAUCAGCCCUCAUGUUCGCAGCAGUGAAUGAGAAGAGGGUGGAGAUUUGGGAUCUGAGUGUGAGCAUCUUCGACCCCGUGCUCUCCUGUGCUGCCAGCCCUGAAGGGAACCUCAGCUCCCUGCUGUUUGCCAGGAACGCCGAGUGCCUGCUCCUGGGGGACAGCUCUGGCCAGGUGGGGGUGUGGCAGCUGCACAGCCUGGCUGUCCCCAGCACCGACCAGGUUGGCUCCUUGUAUGACAUUGUUGCUUCUGCUGGAGCUCUUUGA